This is a messenger RNA of Larimichthys crocea (large yellow croaker), 3969 nucleotides long. It is a transcript of the gene depdc1, whose product is annotated as DEP domain containing 1a. Gene Ontology annotation, biological process: intracellular signal transduction. Bases 198 to 2753 code for a protein of 851 amino acids. Lineage: Eukaryota; Metazoa; Chordata; Actinopteri; Sciaenidae. The record is from RefSeq and is a predicted model, not a curated record. The transcript is spliced from 11 exons.
GCCAGAACGCGCACGGCUCGUAAUUUUGAACAGACCGAGCUCAGCGCAGCUCAGCCGGGCAGAGCUCGACGAGACAGCCGCGACUGUUUCCCGGAGUAAUGGAGAUUAAUCACACGUUGUCAUAUCGGAUGAAGUGAAGACUCUUUUUAUUUCUUUUUAUUUUUUUUAGCGCUUUUUCAGUCUUUUCUCGGAUAAAUAUGAGUUCCCAUGUUAUCACUCCGGGACCGUACCGAGCCACGAAGCUGUGGAAUGAGGUGACGCGUUUGUUUCGGGCCGGCAUGCCCCUCCGGAAACACCGGCAGAACUUCAGGCACUACUCCUCCUGCUUCACCGCCUCCGCCGCCGUGGACUGGCUUCAUCAGUUGCUCCGUAGCAACAGCAAUUUUGGCCCUGACGUCACCAGGCAGCAGACGGUGCAGCUCCUGAAGAAGUUUCUAAAGAAUCACGUGAUAGAAGAUGUGAAGAGCCGCUGGGGCACAGAGGAUCUGGAGGACAACAACACGCUGUACCGAUUCCCCACCACUUCUCCUCUGAAGCCCAUUCCCUCUGCCCCCGGCUCCAUCAAGAAAAGGCCUUCGUUCAGGGACAAGGAAGGUUUCUUCAGGUUUAAGAGUCUCAAGAAGCACGAGAAGGAGACGCAGGAAAACGUGGAUCCUGCCCUCACAGCUGGGGACAAGAAUCAGCCAACAGGAGAGCAGCAGGUGCAGAGACGAGAGCUGACGGUGGAGGAUGAGCACGAGAUCUGGAGAGACAUCACCGUGACCCACCUGCAGAGGAUUCUGGGUGUUGCGUCUCUUAAUGAGGUUUUAGACCAACGUUCUAUAAACCCGCAGAACAUCAUCCACAACAUGACCAAAGUCAACAAGCAUGGGGUGGUCACACUGGACGACAAGACCAGUGACCUUCCACACUGGGUUUUAUCUGCCAUGAAGAGCCUGGCUAACUGGCCGAAGUACGACACCGCACAGCCGUCAUAUCCCGGCUUUGAGAGGGACGUCUUUAAAACGGUGUCCGAUUACUUCUACAGCCUCCCGCAGCCUUUACUCACAUACGAACUGUACGAACUGUUUAUCAACGUCCUGGUGUUUUGUGGGUACGUCGCAGCGCCCUCGACACACCAACGUGGGAAACGCAAGAAGCCCGACCUGCCCUCCGCCCCCCCUCCAGCCAAGACAUCUUUCCGCUCCACCGAGUGUCUCCUCCUGUCGCUGCUCAGACAGGGGACAUGCGACGAGACGGAGUCGCCGAUGGGAGAGGUGCUUGGCGGGAAGCUCCAGUCGCGGCUGGCUGCGCUGAGGGGAGGUGAAGGACAGUUAGGUGGCAGCUGCAUGACCCUGAGCGCAGCGGCUUCAACGAGGCCUCAAACCAGGAGUUGCUCGCUGGAAACUAUCCUGGAUGACUCUGCCCCUCUCACCCGGCAACAGCUGUUCCUGUCCAAUGACAGCCUGGCAUCCUGCACCCAUAGCAACAGGAGUCAGGAUGACAGCCCUGCCACCACAACACUCCACAGCCUCACAGGCUUCACAUCUGCAUCCAAAGCGACCCCCGCUGCUUGUGACAAUGCUCCAGGUGGCACAGCCAGAAACAGACUGUCUGUAGCGUCUGCAGCAGGAGUGCCGGUCGCACAGAGGUUGCGCCCCUUGCGGCCACGCAGCGCAGGCAGCUGUCUGGACAUCGUCAUAGAAACCAGGGAGGAAGAUGUCAAGGAGACCAAGUGGCCGAACCGAGCAACCAGCUGCCUCAACGUGAACACUCCCGCAGAGCAGCAUCACUCCUCCUCAGCUUCACGCCCUCCCUCACUGUCCUCCUGCCACCCCUCCUCUUCCUCCUAUCAUGCUCUCUCCUCCUUCUCUUCAUUCGCUAUGGCCAAAGCACAAGGGUCUCACGCCACCACAGGACCCGGCGGGCCCAGACCCGCCUCCAGUACCUCUAACCUUUGGACGCUUCCUGCUCCCGCUGUUGUCCGGCGCUGCCUCAGCUCUGUGGAUGUGUCGAAGCUGCCUCGACCCGUUUCACUGUUCAAAGCGCCCACCAGCAACUCCCAGCCCCCCCAAACCAAACCUGAGCACAGCCUCCUCCAGCCUCAGUGUGAGCGCAUCGCCAUCGAGGCUCUGCAGCUUUGCACCCUCCUCCUCCCGCCCGCCUCCCGCAGGAAGUUGCAGCUCCUCAUGAGGAUGAUGUCGCGCAUCAGCCAGAACGUGGACAUGCCGCGCCUCCACCCCGCCAUCGGCACCCGAACACUGAUGGUUCACACGUUUUCAGGCUGUGUCCUGGGCAGCGCUGUGGAGUGUGAUUUGGAUGAACUGUUGGCUACCAGACUGGUGUCAUUUCUAAUGGACCAUCAACAAAGCAUCCUCUCAGUCCCAGAGUACCUGCUCAGUGCCAUCAAUGACCAUAUACAGUACCUGCGCUCAGUUCAGGUCCCGAUCCACUGUGUUUCUAACGUCGAUGACGACGACCCAGUUUGCGCUCCGGUGCCCAUCUACACGUUCUGCCGUCAGAUCAGCGGCGCCGAGUUUGAACAGCAAAAGCUGGAAUUGUCCCAGAAGGCCAUGGAGGAGUUACUGGAGAUGCUGCUGACGGACCAAAACCUCAGCGAGAAGGACCGACGCAAGAAACUGAAGCAGUUUCAGAAGCAGUAUCCUGACAUCUACAGUCGUCGGUUUCCCUCCUCAGACCGUGAAAACAAACCAAAGAUCAAACCUCCGCUCCUCAACAUCAAGAAGACCAAAGCUUUCAGCAUCAGGAACUGAACCUGACCGCACAGAAGUCGCAGCCUUUAACUCAUGUUUGCUUGCACUGAUUUAGUAUUUGGAAAAUUCACUUGUUACAUUUGCAAUACUGUUAUUCCCGUUGUGUCACGUUCAUGUGUUUAAUAUGAGAGUUAAUGCAGGCUGGACGACUUGUGUUUGCGAUGUGUGUUGACAGCUGAGACGGACGGUGGAGCAGCUCACAUUAGUCAGUGUGUUUUUAUAUGAAGCAGGUUUUUAUUUUAUAAGAUCUGAGUUCAUUUGGAACAAAUUUCCUCUUUUACCUGUUUUUCUUUCUGCUCACCUGUUGGCUGAUACUGACGUGUGUGUGUGUGUGUGUGUGUGUGUGUGUGUGUGUGUGUGUGUGUGUGUGUGUGUGUGUGUGUGUGUGUGUGUGUGUGUGUGUGUGUGUGUGUGUGUGUGUGUGUGUGUGUGUGUGUGUGUAGAUUGCAUUUGGGAGAAAAGAAAUCUGCAUUUCUGGAUCACUGGUGUGAGAAUAAUUAGAUUAUAUAUUUCUUAAUUUAUACAACAUUGGGAGCAGUGCUAGAUGUGUGUUUCUUGUCAUGGAAACUGUUUUUUUUUAAUAGAUUUUACUAAACUUUGUCAUCAAAUCUCACGUUUCGUUUGAAAUGCUCUUUAGAAGUUUUCAUCCUUUUCUUUUUCCUUCUGUUUUCGUUUGUUUUUAAGCUUUUUACGGGAACGUUUUAGGUUUUUCUCACAGGGAAUCUUUCAUCUCAUGGUUAUAUUAUCGCUAUGAUUAGUUUCUUUUUAUUCAUUGACUCAUCUUGAACUCAUCCCUGCUUAGUUUAUUGGCUAGAGGAAAGUUUUGCACUGGAUUUAGGCGUUGUGAAUGGCCAAUCAUCAGAGUGGUUAAUUUAUACAUAUUUAAUGUAUAUUAGACUCCCUAAAGAUCUCACCAGACACUUGACAUAUUGUGGGUACGCUGCAGCGAUCUAAUACAGAGCUCAUGUCACGUGUCUGAGGAAAUGUAACAAGCUUGACUUAAAAGAUUAAGCUGUCCUUUUUUAAAUUUAUGUUAUUUGAAGUAUUCGUUCUAGCCAGAUAUGUUUAUACCUCAGAUAUGUGUGUGUGUGUGUGUGUAAGUGUAUACGCACUCAUCAGCAGUGUUUCUUUGUACACCCACACGGUUGUAUUCUUCCUCAUCAUUGUUUACUAUGCAAAGCCCUGGGAAAUAAACCUGUUCAGCUGUUUAUUUAUA